CUCACUGCUGAGCAAACUCAGCACUGAAAGGCAGGAAGAGAGCAAGAGAGAGGUGGAAGAAAAGGGGGAGUGACGACAGCAGGCACUUUCAGAAAAAGCUCCUUUUUAUAGAUUUCAAAAGUCAAAAGGGACUGACAACUGAGACGUAUCUUUUCUCCUUGGAAUUGUUUAUCUCUUUAUUCCAUGAGUGCUGCAAGUGUGCUCAGGUCUUUCAGUCCAUCAGCAAUGCCUGGCCCAGUAAUGCCGAUAGAUGUGGCUAUGAGAUUCUACAUCAGUCACUCUCCGCCUCCUCUCCGGGGUUUCCUCAGCUCUUACGAUGAGCUGCAGAGGGCCAAGAACCGGGUCAACCAGACCACCCGCAGCCACAACCAGCAGCUCUACAAACCCCUGCGGCCCUGCCUUAGCAACCAGCAGAAAGCGUUGGAUGAUGGCGUCUGCAUGGGCUGGAACAACAAGGCUGGCAAGAAGAAGGUGGUGUUUGCAGACACUAAGGGUAUGUCACUCACCGCCAUCCACGUCUUCUCUAAGUUUGACGAUGAGCCAUAUCAAAACAAGCAUUGCAAAGGAAUCAUGGAGGAUCUACAGUUUGACAUGACAGACCUGGAAGCAGCCACAAUGGAUCUAAAGAUCAGCUCGGUGCGCAGCCUUGCGCUGGACUUUAACCAGCCCUCAGCUGACUACCUGGAUUUUAGGAACCGCCUGAUUCGUAACUCGGUCUGCUUGGAGAACUGCUCACUGCAGGAGCGCUCGCUGACCGGCACCAUCAAGGUUCGGAACAUGGGUUUUCAGAAGUCGGUGCAGGUGCGCACCACAUUCGACUCGUGGGCCAGUUUCACUGAUGUCGAAUGCACCUUCAUGAACAACGUCUACAGCUGCCAGGAUACUGACACCUUUGCAUUUGUCCUGGAGCUGCCCCCCUACAUCCCACCACAGAAUCGGGUUGAGUUCUGCAUCUGCUUCAAAGUCCAGGACCAGACCUUCUGGGACAAUAAUGACGGCAAGAACUAUGUUCUCAAACAUGUUGGCUGGAACGGAGAGGACCUGAAGAGACCCCCAUCUUCUAUUGCACAGAAGAAGCCUUCAGAGCACAAAAACGGGGAUGUGAAGCUGCUGGAGAUGGAGCUUGACCAGUUCGGCAGCCCACGCAUGUCCAGCGGACUCUUUCCUGGCUGGCAGAGCUGGGGUCAGAUUGAUACCACCGUGCCUUAUUGGUGAAAACAUCAGAAUGUUUGCUGAAAUGGCAUUAAAAUAAGAUAACAGACUCUGGUGUGGCAUUGAGUACGAAUCCAGUUGUGGGUUUGAGCUUAGACUGGCUCUCAAAAACUCAAGCAAACUACUGCUUUUUUUUUUUUUUUGCAGAGGAAGUGCACAAACCAGACUAACUGUAAUUGUGCUCAGCUUACCAGCUUUUUGCUGUAAAGUGGUCAUUUGUCCUGAGAGACUUGAGGAUCUGUGGUUUGGAAGAUCUCUCUCCCAUUUGUUUCAAAUAUUCCUCUAUUGUAAAAUAUGUGCCUUCUCAGAGUGCCUGCCCACUAAAAUACAGACUAUUUGUACAGUCCACGACAAAUGUUAAGCACCUUUUGAGGGCCUGAUGUAUUGGUUAAAUAUGCACUGAUUGAGAUGUCCCUCUCAAUGUUAUGUCUGUAAACUGAAGCAGUGGAAAUGGGGCUGAUUUAGUCCUUCAUAUUGAAGGGAAAGUAUGAGGAGUGCAUGACAAUGAAAUGCUUCUCUGCUAAAAGAAACACAGCUGUUCAUUUUGAAUGAAAAAUGUACACUAAACUUUUGCACCUUCAAAAGGAAAGAAAAUAAUUGAACGUGAUUAUAAAUGGUCACACUUCUAAACUUUUAGCCAUGCAGCCCUUUCUUUCCCUUCGUGUAGAUUGCACAUGUUUGUCUGAUGAAAAAUGUUUGGCUGAUGUAAUUUUGAGGUAAGUUAAGGAACUGAGCUGCUAUCAACAGAUGUGUCACGAGAGAGACUCUGCAUGUGAUUGGUUGUCCUAAACAGGGAAGAAGUUUGGAAAUCUCUGUGGUUAUGGUAUGUCAAGAAAGGGUUGAUGUAAAGACAGGUUGUUUUGUUUUAUGCGCUGAGUGUACAGUAUGUCUGGCUGGAAUUGAGAUUUUCCUUUUUUUGAAAAGAAUCUACUUUUUUUUCUCAUAGUAAAGAGAGGUCUGUGCCCCAGCAUAUAUUUCACUUGAAGGUGUGUGUUGCUGACGUGCACAAUGUCAGUCAUGUAUUUCCCUUUCAGAAAUAAAUUUCUAUAUUUGUGCAAA
Messenger RNA from Micropterus salmoides (largemouth bass), 2271 nucleotides. Its product is annotated as protein phosphatase 1 regulatory subunit 3C-B-like. Lineage: Eukaryota; Metazoa; Chordata; Actinopteri; Centrarchiformes; Centrarchidae. The transcript is spliced from 2 exons. The record is from RefSeq and is a predicted model, not a curated record. Gene Ontology annotation, molecular function: glycogen binding; protein phosphatase 1 binding. Gene Ontology annotation, cellular component: protein phosphatase type 1 complex. The coding region runs from base 184 to 1215 and encodes 343 amino acids. Gene Ontology annotation, biological process: regulation of glycogen biosynthetic process.